CCGCUGUGUCCAACUUUAAGGGUUAUGACCGAGAAUUUAGAGAAGAAGAGGAGCAGAACUUUUAUUGUUUGAGGUUGAACACCAAGAGUCAAUGUCCCCGUCUCUAGCCCGAUCUGCUCCGAGAGAGCUCAACCAUUGGUGGAGCCAGCUGAGGUUUCGCCUCCAGAACAAGAAAGGAUGGAACGAGAUGUUGGAUGAGACGUUCCUUCUCUACACAAAAAAUGUAAGUGACAUUCCUCUCUUCUACGCGGCUAAAAACGACAGUCCUGGUUGCAUCAGGAAACUUCUUGGCUGUUCAUCCACCAACAUCUUUGAAAGAGGAGCCCUCGGAGAAACCGCUCUUCAUGUUGCUGUGAUGAACGACAACCUGGACGCCGCCGUGGCUCUGAUGGAAGGAGCGCCGGAACUCAUCAAUGAGCCCAUGACCUCUGAGCUUUUCCAAGGUUUCACUGCUCUCCACAUUGCCGUGAUGAAUCAAAACACCAACCUGGUUCAUCAGCUGAUUAGUCGUGGAGGUGAUGUCACCACGCCUCGAGUCACCGGUCUGUAUUUCAGGAAGAGGAUAGGAGGCCUUCUGUACUUUGGUGAGCACAUUCUGUCUUUUGCUGCUUGUACUGGGAACGAGGACAUUAUCAACAUGUUAAUUGAUGCCGGAGCCAGCACCAGGGUCCAAGACUACCGAGGCAACACCUUGCUUCACAUCUUGGUUCUGCAGCCCAACAAGAACUCUGUGUGCCAUGCCAUGGACCUGAUCAUGACACGCGACAUGGAGCUGGACCAGGCGUUGCCCCUCGACAUGGUGCCCAACUACCGAGGCCUCACACCGUUCAAACUGGCUGCUAAAGAGGGAAACAUCGUGGUUUUCCAGCACAUGGUUAAUAAGAGGCAUGUAGUCCAGUGGAGUCUGGGGCCUUUGACCUCUCACCUGUAUGACCUGACUGAGAUCGACUCCUGGGAUGACAGCAUGUCAGUGCUGCAGCUUAUUGUGAGCAGCUCAAAGAGAGAGGCGAGAGGGAUUCUGGAGUUGACCCCUGUGAGGCAGCUGGUCAGCAUGAAGUGGAACCUGUACGGAAAACAUUACUUCAGGAUGCUGCUGGUGCUGUACCUCCUCCACAUCCUGAACUUCACUCUGUGUUGUAUGUUUCGCCCCCUAAAGGACGCCAACAGGAACCUCUCGGACACAGACCCCGAUAAAACCAUCAAGGUCCCGAAGACAUUCAAAGAGAGUUAUGUGACUCAUGGGGACAGUCUGCGGCUGGUGGGAGAGAUCAUAAGUGUCCUGGGAGCGAUCGUCAUCCUGGUGGUGGAGAUCCCUGAUAUACUGAUGGUGGGAGCAAAGCGCUACUUUGGUCAAUCGGCGCUCGGAGGCCCCUUCCAUAUCCUCUUCAUCCUCCAUGCCCUCUUGGUGGUGUUACUGUGUGUGUUCAGAGUCUGCGGGGUGAACGGUGAGACCGAGGUCAUGGCGCUGGCUCUGGUCAUUGGCUGGUGCAACAUCCUUUUCUUCGCUCGUGGCUUUGAAAUGCUCGGACCUUACAUCAUCACGUUACAGAAGAUGUUAUUUGGAGACGUAGCAAAAUUCAUGUGGCUUUGUCUCAUUGUGCUCUUUGGAUCAUCUACCGCUCUUUGGAUGGCAUACAUGACCCAGGGUCCAGGGGGCCUUUCUCAGUACAGCUCCUUCCCCAUCACUCUCUUCUCUCAGUUUGAGCUCACCAUGGGUCUGAUCGACAUGCCGGUGGACGCCACCGUCAAAACCAUCCCCAUCAUCUACAUCCUGCAUGUGACCUUUUCCCUGGUCAACUCUAUGCUCAUUGUCAAUAUGCUGAUUGCCAUGAUGAGUGACACACAAGCGAGAGUUGCCCAGGAGAGAGAUGAGCUGUGGAGGACUCAGGUUGUGGCUACAACUUUAAUGAUGGAGAGGAGGUUUCCUCGCAGUUUGUGGCCUCGGCUCGGAGUGUGUGGGGUUAGCUUCGGCUUGAAGGAGCGUUGGUAUCUCAGGUAAGAAAAAACUGUCAAGAAAGGAGUGGUUCAACUCAGUUCUUGAGUGGAAAUAACUCAAUGAGUGGCUGAACACUGAAAAACCAACAACUGAGAAUUCAAAAUUGUGUUCAGCUCAACAUAAAGAUGACCUCUGACCUACCUCUCAAAUUUGACAUUAAAUAAUUCUGCAAGAAAAUAAAAGAUAAUUAAUUAUUUCAUUACGAAUUAAAAACAAAUAUUUCUGUAUGUGCUGGACCACCUUUUUGUGUUAUAACGAAUCAAGAAUUGCAAUCAACAGUUGCAACAUUUUCUUGGCUAAACAAGUUUAUUAUCACCAGGGGUGGCACUAUGAGGGGGCCAAAAAGGGGCAAUGAUCAACCCCAUAAAACUGUAGCCCACAGCCAGACAGAUUUAUAUAUAUUUAUAUUAUAUGUUUGAUGUGCAUUUUAAUUUCACUUUCCUAUUACUGAUGAGUAGAACCUCAUCAACAUAAAAUCAAACAAUAUUUUUAACAAUAAGUUAAAAUUACCAAUUAUUUUAUGUUGAAAAAAGGUUCCAAACCAAUCUGAAUGAAACACAGAGCAGAAAGUGAAUAUCCUCAUGAGGCUAUAUUCCUUUU
Molecule: messenger RNA, 2596 nt
Organism: Austrofundulus limnaeus
Lineage: Eukaryota; Metazoa; Chordata; Actinopteri; Cyprinodontiformes; Rivulidae
Gene: trpv6
Product: transient receptor potential cation channel, subfamily V, member 6
Exons: 16
Coding region: 92-1999 (635 amino acids)
Biological process (GO): calcium ion import across plasma membrane
Cellular component (GO): plasma membrane
Molecular function (GO): protein binding; calcium channel activity
Source: RefSeq, a predicted model, not a curated record